AUGUUCACCUUGAUUUUCCUCUUCUGGCUCCUGAGCAUUCCACUUCUUGUGUCUGAUUUUAUUUAUCCGAGGUGCUUUUGGAAAAUAAAGCAGAAUGAAGACAAGAAUAGAAACCAGGGAACAGAAUGUACCUUCAUAAUUCAUGCAGUACAACGGCCUGUGGAAAAAGAGCAUUUUAGUCAUAUACUGAAUAUACAAACUCAUCCUAAAAACCACAAGUAUGCUCUGGCUUUGGCUUUUUCUAUAUAUGAAGUCAACAGGAACCCUGAUAUUUUGCCAAAUAUGUCUCUAACAUUUAAAUUCACAAACUACAAUUGUUACUGGGAAUCUGAAUUGAUGAGGCUCAUUCAUUUGAGUUUACAAAAUCAUGAUAUUCUCCCUAAUUAUAUGUGUAGAGAACUCACAAGGUGUACAAUGGCACUUACAAGACUGAAUUGGACAACAACUGUGAAACUUAAUACAAUCCUAAACAACUUCAUGUCUCAGCAGUGGGAUGUCAGUCCUAGUAUGAAAGACUUUACAUUUGGUAACGAAUAUGGGACUUUUGCUUUUGGACAACACCAUAGUGAGAUUUCUGGCUUUAAACAUUUUGUCCAGACAUUGAACUCUGUCAAAUGCUCAGAUGAGUAUCUGGUAGAGCUGGAAUGGAUGCACUUUAACUGUGAGGUCUCAGCCUCUAAAUGUAAGACACUGAAGAACUGCUCAUCCAAUCACUCAUUGGAAUGGUUAAUGGUACAUACUUUUGACAUGGCUUUUAUUGAAGAGAGUUAUGACAUAUACAAUGCUGUGUAUGCUUUUGCCCAUGCACUCCAUCAGAUGACUUUUCAAAAGUUUGAUAAUCUGCCCAAGGACAAUGGGAAAGAACACAAUUAUGGCUGCAGAAAGCUGUAUUCCUUUCUGAGAAAGACCCAGUUCACUAAUCCUGUUGGGGACAGAGUGAAUAUAAACCGAAGAGAGAAACUGCAGGAAGAAUAUGACAUUUUCUACAUUUGGAAUUUCCCACAGGGCCUUGGACUUAGAGUUAAAAUAGGAAUGUUUAGUCCCUAUUUUCCAAAUGGUCAACAGGUACAUUUAUCUGAAGAUAUGAUAGAGUGGGCAAAAGGAAGUAAACAG
Molecule: messenger RNA, 1113 nt
Organism: Mus caroli (Ryukyu mouse)
Lineage: Eukaryota; Metazoa; Chordata; Mammalia; Rodentia; Muridae
Source: RefSeq, a predicted model, not a curated record